Rhopilema esculentum is the source of this 8727-nucleotide messenger RNA. The record is from RefSeq and is a predicted model, not a curated record. Lineage: Eukaryota; Metazoa; Cnidaria; Scyphozoa; Rhizostomeae; Rhizostomatidae.
GUUACGGAAAAAGAUUAUGGGUUCGAUAGAAAUAUUCCCUGGUGUUGGAGCAGUAAAAGGGAAGCAGACCCUUCCCUGUCUUGAUCAGUUGGCAAUGAGGCGACUGUUCUAAAAAUUCUCUCACGGUCUUUGAAACGAGUGGUAGCCAACACAUACAGCCCACCAUAAAAAGUAAGUAAAGGAGUACCAAUGACCGAUACCGUAAAUUAUCUUUUUAGCCCCCCGGGGGCUUAUGUUUUUCAGCACUUUAAAGGGGGGCAUAUUUACGGUAGUUUAAUGAUUGUGGUGAAUUGAUAUGAUGUGCAAAUCUUUCGGAAUAUAGAACGCCAACUUCAACACUUUUAGACUACGUAAGUAAACUUUAAUGCAGCUUUCUCAAAAUAAAGUAGUCUGCUGUAAUUAACAAGCAGCAGUGAGAGAAUGCCGUUUCAGUCCUUAUAUCAAGGUUACGGUGCGGAAUGUUUGGUUUAUCCAUGGCUGUUUUGAAAGAGCAAUUCUAUGUACAUUACGCAAUCGCGGAAGUGAUCACUUUGUAAAUAGGGGGCGGAGCUGGUCAUGUGCUCCGACUUUUCGGACACAAAAGGCAAACAUUAGCACCUGUCAAUGAGGAAGGAUUGUCAGAACUUGACAAAUUGCAGUGAAGCUAAGGAUUAUGUGGUAUCGUGCUGGGAAGCAAAGAUACGGAAGAGCCGAGAAGCGAGAAUGCCUUCCUUGAACAACUGUUUGUAAGCGCGGAGAGGUUGAAACUUGCCAAUAUUCGAUAGUUGUAAACGCCGAUGUACGUGCAUUGAUUAUUCAACACAACUUGCUGAAUUAUUUAUGUUACGUUUCCACAAGCCUUUCGAAUGCUUAAGUGAUGCAAGAAGGUCAAUGUUGACUUGCAGUUAAUGCUGUUUUGAAGCACGGCUGAAUAACGAUGGCGUAUAAACUGAACGGAUUUAAUCGACGACUGGGAAAUACUGUGACGCUUGGAGAGUUUUUUCUGGUAAUAAUGCUCCCAUUACUCAUUUUAUCGAUGCAGCACCCUCAUGGAAAUGUUUCCCUAAACUGUACACUAAUGCACGGUCAGUUGCAUCCACCAACACUGAUGAACUGCAACGGAAAAAACCGCUCCGCAGGCAAAGUUUGGGAUCCGAGGGCUGUAUUUAACAUGUCCGCAAGGGAGGCUUUCGAUAUUAUCGAAUCAAUUCACGAGGCAAAAGGUGAUUGUAAUAAAUUGGUUACUGAGGGCAAAAAACCAAUACCGCUGCUGAAUAUCCGAUUCGAAAGCACGUCAUUUCGUGAUAUAGCAAAUGUAGCGAUUCGCACGGCAAACAUGAUGUCAGAUCUUCUAAACCGCGGAGCAUGCGCUGGUGACCUGAAGAACCCCGUUUUUCGUGGAAAUUCAACAGCAAAUAUGAGUGAAGAUUUUCUGUUCAGCAUUGUUAAGAGUAAUAUGCAAAAUCAUCAACGAAUGUUUGGCAGUGGAAUAUGGUUUUUGGAAAAUAAGUAUAAAAGUCAAAAGUAUUUCGCACCAUAUGCGUACAGAAGAAAAGAAGAUGGGUACCUCAGAAUCAAGGACCUAUCCACAACUUGGGGGCCAGCACACACAAACUUUUUGCCGUUUCUAGAAUCAAUCGCAAAUAAUCGUACAUACCUUUGUAGAUCAAGUUAUUUCACACCGCGGAAAAAUCAAACAGCGGACGAAAAGAUCCGGCAUGUUGUUCACCCAAUAGCGGAGUAUGACGAUGGGUUAUGGGGAAGACCCCAUUUUGAGUGUAGUACAACACGAGCUUGGAUUGUGGGGUUUUACGUGCCGUUCUUUGCAACCAGAUAUGACAAACCAUCAGAUGAUCCAAUAGAAAUGAUGGGAGUGGCCUCGGUGGACAUUGAUCUCAGCCAAGUUGAUAUAAACCAAUGUGAUUUAGAUGGCACUUCGCAGUUCACCUACAAGAUAUUUGCUGGAACUCAUCACUGUCACAAUGCAACUUCAAGGUGCGUUCAUCUCCCUGGCAAAGGCUUCACUGUUGGCUCAUACAAAUGUGUUUGCAGAGACGGAUAUUACCAUCCUUACAAAAAUUUCAAGCAAAGAUAUUUCAAUGGAAGUUUGAUCGAGGAAAAUUUCGCUAAGGGACGAAUCAAAAUUGAUCCGAACGUGUUCGCUUGCCUGCCCUGCCGCGAAGGCUGUCCCAAAUGUAGCGACGACAGUCCUUGCACUGUGGAAUACGAUGACGAAAUUCGAUACAGCGUAUUAGGCAUCAAUCUCUUCUGCAUUUUGAUGUUACUUGGUAUAUCUGGGUUCAUUUGGCGGAACAAAGAAGUUCAGGUAGUUAAAAGUGCAAGCCCCCUGUUCCUACUUAUCACGUUGCUAGGAGCCACUCUUAUGUACUGUGAGGCUUUAGUGCUGUUCAUAGCACCAAGUGCAGAAGUAUGCACGGCAGCCCCAUGGUUACAACAUGUGGGCUUUAUACUGAUGUAUGGGUCGUUGCUGCUGAAAACUUGGAGGGUUUCGCUCAUAUUCAAAAUCAAGAACGCAAAACGUGUGACUGUUAGCGACCUUGGCCUGCUUCAAAGACUGGCCCCCCUGGUUGCUGCCUACAUAGUUCUUCUUGUAAUAUGGACAGUGGCAGAUAAUCCAACCGAAAUAGAGUAUAAAACGAAAGAUGGUCUAAAAUUCCAAACUUGUACCGAGAAUUGGUGGCAUCACUCUUUGCUAUUAUUGGAUAUUCUAAUGCUGUUUUGGGGUAUACAUCUGUGCUACACAAUUCGCAAGGCACCAACCAAGUUUAACGAGAGCAAGUUUAUCAGCUGGUCCAUCUACAACAUGACAGUAUUCAUGAUUUUCAUGAAGCUUAUGAAAGAAAAUCUUGCAAUAGAAAGAGGAAGAAAAGGUGCUGGGUGUACUGAUGCUGGGUAGUUUUUGGAAGCCCGCCCCUAAACAAACUUCAAAGAUCUGCAGUACUAGCCUCUUUGCCGGGAAAAAUUCAGUAAUAAGAGACUUCCUUACACCAAAACAAGUUUUGCUCUCCAAGAAUGCAAGCUAUGAUGCCAGGGAUGACGUUUUGAGGCCCAGGAUUGAUUCAAGCUUUGAUAAAACAUUGUGCCAAGAAAAAAGUUGAAAUCUUCAACUUGAAUUGGAAGCAGAGCUCCAUAUUGUAGUUCAAUGAUUAAUGUUUGAGAUACAGUUGAUCCAAUUCCUGUUCUAAAUCACAGAUGGGCAGGAAUGGCUUUGGGUCGCAACUGUUCAAAUGUGGCAUUUCCAGGGCAGGUGGUGCUAUGGAUAUGUCCCAGCUCCCGAAAAUAAGAACUUUUUUUCGAACCUUAUAGAUUUUAUAUUUGUCUGCAUCAAACAGCAGUUUUCUCUACAGGUCCUUUUAAGCAAAAUUAUUGGGUUUUCCGCUAUAAAAAUCGCCAAGAAAGUGCAAGCCCUUGGGUUAGGAUUAAAGCUCUUGGGUUAGGAUUAAAGCCCCGGUGUCAGAGUCAGAACCAAGGCAGUCCCAAAAGCCAAUCCAGGGCAGUCUCAAAGUCCAUAUUUAUUAAACAAAAGUAUCAAGUCCUCCCUGAACCCCAGUGUUGAAUUUAAAUAAUUAAUUCCUGUGUAGCUGCAAAGGCAGUGAUUUUGGGUUACUUCUGAUACAAAGCAAACCUUAUAUUGAAAUUUUUCAGAAGUAACAAUUGCAUUUUGACCGUUUUAUUCUACUAGAUUCUUUAAAACCCUUUUUGAUUUUUCUUUGCUAUAAUGAACUAGAAAUUACCGUCAUAUUAAAAGCAAAUUGAGGCCAUCAUUCAAAAGACACAACACCGUGCAGGGACAAAAGAUGCCAACAUUCUAAGCAGUGUGGAUUAUCAAACUAUAUUGAAAAACUUUCGAUUUUCUUUUUUUGAGAACCAUUUAGAGCCAUGAAAAGCUCUCUCGUCAUAUGCAGGGCAGAAAUAGAGUGACACAAACAUUUUUUAAAUGGCUUAGCUCAAGCUUAAGUAUGACUCAGAAAGUUUGCUCUUUUCAGAUCUAUUCUCAAGUUUUUGUAGCACCAAAGGAUUGUUACAAACCUUUUUCCCUGAUAAUUACCGCCUGAAGGGUGGAGUCGUCAUACCCAACCGAUAUCUGUUGGAGCAAAAAUAGAGAAUUACGCAAAACGUACAUAAGUCUGGUUAAACUGUUGGGGAAACCGCAUUAUAAUGGCGACAUGGAUUCACUGACGAGAUACCAGGAAUUUUAUCAUGCUUAUACGAAAAGGUCCUUUAAAACGGAUUCGAUACUUGCUCUCAACUCAAAGAAUCUAGACACUUCAUUUUUAAUUAAUAGAACAGGGAUCCGAAGGGACAUGCUCGGAUGGUAUUAUUUGAUAUUUUACUUUAUAAAUUCUUAUCGAAAGUCAAUUACAGCAGUUUAUCAAUUUGCGUCAUAAUGUUGCUCGUGGUCGGAAUUCUACGUUACUCCACCAUUCAAUUUUUUCUUGCGUGAUGUUAGGUCAUCAAAGAUUUCUAACCGCUACAACUUUCUAAAUUUAAGCUUGCCCUUUAGUCCUGUCCUGGUAAAUUCCUGCACAAAUGAAUAAUUGGCACGACACCAGGCCAUGCCGAACCCAGUUUCUAAGUCAGUGUUAUUGUAUUUUUAUUCUUUUGGUUUAUAAUUUGCGUGGAGAUUUGUAGGUGGAUAGUUUGAAAGUAAAACAAAGUCACAAUACAUGAGUUCUGACAAAAUUUUCACAAUUAGAUGACGUAUUAUGAAUGAAUUACUUGUGAAGUUCCACUUUCUUAAUACACAUGGAUGAUAAGUCGAUUUUUGUUGCCUUCUGAUAAGGCAGUAAAUCUUCGUAAUAGGAGAGGUAACUAGGACGAGUAUGAGAAAUUUCAGAAGAGUAUUAAAGAAAAUGUUAACGAGGCAUAGAGUAUCUAUUGUCAAUAAGAGGAGAUUAUUAUGAUGUAGAAUUGGAGAAAGGUGAGUAGGAUAUUCCUCAGGAAGAAAGUUCUAAAGUGAUGGCGCCAAAAAAAUAAUUUUUUUGAAUUUUUAAAUUUAGAUCCCAUAGCCUGAAAAAGCAUCAUGAGAUACUUCUAAGCGUGCAAAAUUAGUCAAAUGUAUAGCGAAUUGGAUGAGAUAUGGCCACAUGUGUAUUGGUUAAAAUUCAAAAAUGCUACAAAUAGGGGUUUUAUGACGUCACACCUCAGAACUCUAGUUGCGCUAAUGCUAGCAGCGUGUUUUAUACCUUUUCAUAAUUUUGGUGAAUUUGGUUCUACCAUAUGGCUCUAGAUGGCACUGCAGUUUUUCAGAAAUCCGAACGUCACCAAAUUUUGCCACUCACAGUUGCUAUAAGCAGAACCUUCUACCUGACCCAGGAAGUACGCCUUUCUUGGGUUUUAUAGGAACCCGGAAAGAAGUGAAUGGUUUGUGGAAAGAAUCUAUACAGACCACUUAUAUGCGUCACACCCAUGCACGCUUUGUCCUUUUACGUAACGUUACGUUACGUUACAUUAUGUUACCUUACGUUAUGUUAUGUUACCUUACGUUAUGUUAUGUUAUGUUAUGUUAUGUUGUGUUAUGUUAUUUUAAGUUAUGUUUUGUUAUGUUAUGUUAUGUUAUGUUAUGUUAUGUUAUGUUAUGUUAUGUUAUGUUUUGUUAUGUUAUGUUAUGUUAUGUAUGUUAUGUUAUGUUAUGUUAUGUUAUGUUAUGUUAUGUUAUGUUAUGUUUAUACACAACUCUACGUUAUGUAACAAAAAAAUUCCGAUUCAAAUUUUCUUUAAAUAGGGAAGCUUAAGAAUCUUUUUCUGAACAUAAAAAAAUUCUGUAAGCCAAUCUUUGUUCAUGGGGGGCUAUUAUUGGGGGGUCUAAAAGCCGCCAAACCGUGCAAAAAGGCAGUGACUAUUACUAAUGAGCAAAAUGGUAUAAAUCACGAGGAGGUAUAACGUUUCAUCUAAACAUAUGAUUUAAUAACAGAAAAAUUUUAUUUAAAAACAAAACACCCGCCAAAUCAUUUCAAAUGUCAUUUGCGUGUCGAAAUGUAUAAUGUCACGUGAUGUGUUGAACAAUGCGAACAUUGAGCAUGGAAGGGAGAUCAAUGGCGUGGGUGUUCUUGCCCAACUUGGACCAGUAAUACUUAAAAAUUUCAAAGAAGCCAAUGCCCUUCAUCAAAUGAGGUGGAAAUUGGGCGAGUGCGUAAGACAAAGGCCUUGUAAACCCUUCCAUCCUGAGCUGCUCCGAGAUCGUCAUAGCAGUGUGCAAUAUUAGCUUAGAAGAGUCGGGAAGGUGCCACAAUUUGGCUGACAGAGUCUUAUGUUAAGCUAACACUUGAGUACUCUUGUACCGAAGUCAUGGCAGUUUAUGCUGGAAAUGGACUAUCCACUGUGUUAUAAGUCUGUUUAUAUGGAGCCCCUGCAACUGGCUAUCUCUGUGAAAUUGUUUAUUGGCGAAUUUGAGGCGUUUGCGCUCUGUUUAUUGCUUAGCAUGUGUGGAAAGUUUGGCUUUGUGUCGUGUUGUGGGGGAAGCAACAAUGAGAGAGAAGAAGGUAAAGGGUCGUCGAGGACACGGGGAAGGCAGCGUACGAACUCCGGAGGAACAGAAGAUUGCAACGAGGAAAGGGUCAGAAGAGGAUCUGAACAAACUGCAGACCCUUCAACAAUAAAUGUAAAUAUGGUUGCUCCGCAUACGAUCAAACUUUUAACCGAUAUCCGUGAAAUAAAAGAAUAUAAACAGGCUGAGGUUGACGAUGACGAAAUACAGAAAGUGUUAGAGAUACACGGUGACAUUUUAGCGCGGCUCGAAAAUCCAACGAAAUAUACUUGAAAAUGGACAGAAUUAUCUGGUUUACGUUGAUUUAGGAUGGCAAUCGCUAAUGAAAGGUUUUUGUCGAGAUAUCGUUACGAAUAGCGAUCAGUAACAAGUGUUUCCCAGAGAGCCAGGGCCUAGUCACCAAAUUGCCUUUGGUUGAAAUAUGCAAACUCUCCAGAAGACAACAUCGGUCGCAGAAUCGCUGAAAAUAGAGAAAAACAAAAGGAGGAACGACGGCAAUUCCACCAGAUUUGGUUGUGUUUACCGUUCCCCGAAAUCUCGUUAAGAAGUAUAAAUUGAUAGGAAAGUCGAUGAUCGGUUGUUAUUGAGAAGCCGUACAGGGCUUGAAAAUUACUUUUUAUAAUUCCACAUGUCAAAAUGCACAAGCACCUGCAAGACGGUGUGAAGUCGUUUUCGUUUGUUGCCCCACAUUUCGCAGCUUAGACAAGAAUUCAAAAUUUACUUUCGCCACUUUCACAGUUCUCAAUGCCAAAUUCCCAUCUUUUAUUUCCAGUUUUAUUUGCAUAUAACGGACCGGCCUAGGAAGUUCACGAAACGUUCUUCUCAGCCAUACGCCAGUUUUCCUUGAAAAGAGUAGCUUAUCUUUUCCAAUUUAAUUCAGAGCUUAUAUAGUCAGUGAGAUAGACUUGAUCUUGAGUAAAACCCCAAAACCUCCACUUUGUGAUAAAAGAUCUCACCAGUGAAGGUAAAUUUUUACAUUGUCAGGCUUCAUAAAUCACACAUCUAACUUUCCAUACAGGGGUAACAUCUAACUUUCCAUACAGGAAUCAAUGCCAUUAUUUUGUUCGACAUCCUCUUAAACAUCUAGAUUAAGGCUCAGGGAAACCCAAGUAUUCAGUCAGAAAUUUUCUUUUUUGAGUCACCAAAAUAUGUAUGGUUUUGGAUUUCUUUUUUGCAAAUUUCUUUCAGACCACAGACUCUAAAUAUUGAAUCGUUAUCAGUUCUGUAAUUGAAAUGCUCAAGUUAUUACUUAGUUAUCAUAUUUAAUACCCUAAAUACUGGCAUGACACAUCCUGUUAUGGAAUGUAGGGAGUAUACCUGCCACCCCUCAGUCAAGAAAACGAAUAGAAAUGUUUCCUUCUCUCCUUUUUGCUGUGCGUCAAUUUAUAAGAUGAAAUUUACUUAACUAUCAUUUAAAUGUUACUGCUUUCACACUGUCUCCUGACAUCACCCAACAUUCUUAUCCCCUUGUUAUAUCUAGAUAUUCAUUUUUACAAAAAUGUGUGUCAGUACUUGUCUUUUGCUUGUUAUGACAUUACACUCUUUGUUAUAAGAAACACAGUACUAGAACUGCUGUGCAGCUAAGAAACUUAAAGUGGUGACUGAUAAAUUUUAAGAAACAUAGGUUUUACAAUGAGUACUAAACCCACUUUCUGAAAGAAGAGAUGGUUGUAUGCAUGACAAUUUGUCUUUAAUGUUUUGCUCUUUCGAGCAAACAAUCCUUUAAAUUCAGCCAGUGACCUCUCAUGAACAUGAAAGUGACUGCAGUUGGGAGGUGUAACAUAAUUACGAAACUCUGAGUACUUAUUUCCAUGAAAAAUUGAAAAAAAUUGUGAAAUAAGAGUGAGUAUUAAAAUUGAUGUUAUGGUCCAUGUUAAAUUACUUAUGGAAAAUGCAUAUUUGACAUCUAGUUGUUUAGCAAUUUUGCAAAUGGCAUCAGUUUUUAUUGGGUUUUACCCUACCAAGUGCCUUUGAUAAAUUUGCAUAAACAUUUUUUCUACAUAUUGAUAGGAAAAUGUUACUCUUAACUGUGAUGUUGAUGGUUUUAUGAAGUUUGCAGCCAAAAUUUGAUUGAAUAUGUAUGGUGUAUUUAGAUUUUAGAUUAUUUUCUUUUAUGCAAUUUAAUAUAUAAUUUUUAAAAUUCCCUUUACAUGCAAAACUACUUCAUAUGCAGAACAUUUAGUGAUGAUGAGUUCAAAAUGCAAUUGAAUCAAAUAAACCAUUAAUGUUGUUAAUUCUGU